AUGAAGUUCUUCCAGGUCCUCGUCAUCGCCGCCAUGGCCAUCGCCGCUGUCAACGGCCAGUCUGCUGCCAACACCACGCCGGUCACCACCCCUGCUACCGGUUCGACGGCGACGGGUUCGGCUGCUGCGACCACCGCCGCCUCCUCUACUGGAGCCACGACCGCCCCUGCUACCGGCGCCACUACGGCCGCUUCUGGCGCUGUGGACCCCGCGGUUGGAGCCAGCAGCGCUGCCGUUGACACCACCGUGGGUUCCUCCAGCUCGACGGUGGACGCCGGCGCCACGACGUCCACUGCCGGUUCGUCGACGCCCACGACGGACUCGUCGUCUGAGACGCCCUCGAGCAGCUCCGACAGCUCGACGGAGGCCUCGGCCAGCGCUUCCGGCUCGAGCGGCGCCGCACAGAUCACAAUGGGCGCUGCCUGCGCUACCGUCAUGGCUGUCGGUGCCUACUUUCUGUAAACCGAUUGUUGUGAUUAGCUCUUGAGAGCAGGAGCCGAGAGUUGAUCUUUUUGACUCGGUUCGCUGUGAUAUAGCUGUAUAAGUGCAAACACGACACGCGCUAGUUACUGUGUUUUCGA
This is a messenger RNA of Phytophthora nicotianae INRA-310, 581 nucleotides long. RefSeq lists its product as hypothetical. The transcript has a single exon. Lineage: Eukaryota; Oomycota; Peronosporomycetes; Peronosporales; Peronosporaceae. The record is from RefSeq and is a predicted model, not a curated record. The coding region runs from base 1 to 462 and encodes 153 amino acids.